Molecule: messenger RNA, 940 nt
Organism: Guyanagaster necrorhizus
Lineage: Eukaryota; Fungi; Basidiomycota; Agaricomycetes; Agaricales; Physalacriaceae
Exons: 1
Coding region: 81-854 (257 amino acids)
Molecular function (GO): ubiquitin binding
Source: RefSeq, a predicted model, not a curated record
AGGCGCUUGCCGAACAACGUUCCCAUCGCAGGAACACAAAUAGAAACAAAUACGGCGUACGUAAACCGACUCGGACAGCCAUGUCCCUCCAAUUUGCUCCCGUCACUAAAUCCCUCCUCGUCUUCCUCAGUGCGAGCACUUUGUUCGUCUCCCUCUUCGAUAUCGGCCCGUCGCUUGCCCUCCCACCGACCCUUGCGCAACCCUAUCGCGCUUUCACUCAUGCCGUCUUCCUCCCCGACUCGCCCUCCCUGCUCCUCGCCCUCUUGCUCCUAGUCCAGACCGCUCCGACGCUCGAGAGGAGGUUGUCGUCGCGUCAUCUCGCCGCGCUGCUCUUCAUCAUCGCGCCCCUUGGGCCUGUCGCGUUGACCGCCGCGUGUGUGUACACCCAUGCCGUGCUGGUGCCCCCGUCGUACACCUACUCGGUCGGGUUCGUGACGCUCACGCCACAUGCCGCGACGUGGGUCCUCCUCGCCCUCCUCGCCCUCCUCACCUCACCCGUACUUGCCGUCCUGGGCGUCCUGGCAGCCGUCGUGUACCGGUCCCCUCUCUUGCCCCUCCCGAUAAAGCGCUUCCGCCCCCCGCUCCCAUUCGUUCCCGAUACUCCCACUGUGCCGAGGUCCAGGCGCGCGUUUCCCAGCCCGGUGUCUGCCACCGCCGCUCCUUCUGCCAGUUCCAUGCGCGAGUGGGUGACCCAGCUCACGCCGGCGACUCCAGGCGUACGUGCACCGCCAGAGGAGGAGAUUGUCCAGGUGACGAAUAUGUUUCCGGAUUUGUCUAGAGAGGCCGUCGUGGGUGCUCUUCAGCGCAGCCCCAAUGUUACCGCAGCCGUCGAUACAUUGCUUAGUAGUAGUUAAUACAUUGGUUUAUUAGCGUGAAUGACGACUCUUCAAGCUAUCCAACAAUGCUUCCACGUCUUUUGCUGCACUUUUUCUUUUGCGUU